AUGGAGAAGUUCCAACACCUUUUGCGAGAAAAAGAAGAUCAAUUGAACCGGGCCGCUGCCCUUUCCAACCUUCAACCUAAGCUCGAAGCGGCGAAGGCCGAAAACCUUAGUUUGAAGGCCGAGUUGGCCGAAAUAGUUGAAAAGAACUGGCUCUUGGAAGCGGAUAAGGCCGGCCUUAGCCAAGAAAAUGCUCGUUUUUCUUCGAGGCUCGGUGAACUCGAGGCCACUAUCUCUCAAAUUCGAAGUGAGCUUGAUUCGGUUAAGGCCGAUGCCGUGAAGAUGGCAGAAAGGCAUCGGCUGCUUGAAUCCGAGAACGUUAAGGAUAAGGAGAAGUUGAGGGUAGUUGAACAGAAAGCCGAGGAUCGGUCCCGGAUAUGUGACGAGCUCAAAAGAAAAUUCGAGGAGGCAGCCAAGGCCAAUGACAUUCUUUAA
This is a messenger RNA of Lycium barbarum (goji berry), 432 nucleotides long. RefSeq lists its product as uncharacterized. Bases 1 to 432 code for a protein of 143 amino acids. The transcript has a single exon. Lineage: Eukaryota; Viridiplantae; Streptophyta; Magnoliopsida; Solanales; Solanaceae. The record is from RefSeq and is a predicted model, not a curated record.